This is a messenger RNA of Acanthocheilonema viteae, 4212 nucleotides long. Lineage: Eukaryota; Metazoa; Nematoda; Chromadorea; Rhabditida; Onchocercidae. The record is from the annotation of a GenBank genome assembly.
AUGCCUUCAGAUGCUAUAAAGUAUCCAAAAGGUUGUAAGCCAAUCAGUGCAAAUAUUAGAAAUACAGAAUUAUUGAAGCGAUUAAAGGUUUUAUCUGAAGCAUUGAAAUGUGAGAUCACAAAUGAAGAAGCUAACGCUCCGAAUCGCUACAAAGAUUUGAUUUUUCAUUUAACUGAUUCACAGUUUUUGAGCAACAAAAACAGUGAUGUACAAUUGUUGUUAGCGUGUUGCGUCGCAGAUCUUUUUCGGAUUUUCGCACCAAAUUCACCAGUUCAAGAUCCUUUUCUGCUCAAGGAUGUGCUACUAUUCAUAACAGCAGUAAUUGGAAAUAUUCCAGAUAAGGGAAAUUCGAUGUACCACUAUUAUUUAUAUUUUCUUGAGAAUAUUUCGGUAGUAGGAACAAUGCAAAUAGCUCUGGAACUAGGAGAUGAUGCUUAUGUGGUUCUGCGGCAGUUAAUCAAAGAGUCUUUUAAUGGUGUUAACGAGAAAAAUGCUGAUGAACACCUUCAAGGAAUGCUCAUGGAAAUGUGUUCUAAAUUGAUCCAAGGAGUUGACCAAAUUUCAAAUAUCGUCCUGGAUGCAAUUUUCUUCUUCAUUGUGCAACCCCAAAAAAUAAAUAAUCAUGAAGCUUAUCUUAUGGCACGUGAUUUGAUUCGGACAAAUGAAACAACACUGGAACCAUAUGUUGCUUUACUGUUAAAACGUGGACUGGAGACAGGCAUAUUGGAUGAAUGUGAAUUAAUUUCUCAGAAAAAAUUAUGCGAUUUAAUUUGCGAGCUACAUAAAUUCGUGCCGGAAAUGAUUUCCUCCGUACUUCCAAUAUUAGUUAAUCAGAUAAAGAGUGAAGAUGUUGCUGUGCGUCGAGAAGCCGUUCGUUUAUUUGGAAAUCUUUUUGGUGAUGAGAAUUCGCGUAUGGCUGAGGACGAACCCGAAGUUUGGAACGAAUAUAUGAAAUGUUUUGCUGAUGUGAAUGAAGAAAUUCGUCGUAUUUGUAUUAGAAAUGCUGAAGAUAUUCUCAUUUUUCAUCCAGAAUUGAGUGGACAAGUGACAGAUGCUGUCAUUUUGCGUUGUCAGGAUCUGGAUGAAAACGUACGUUUGGAAAGCGUUACGAUGGUUCAAGGACUGGCAAAACGGAAAUUCGAAGCUUUGAGUGAAAGACUUCUUACGCAUGUCAUCGACAGAAUUCGAGAUAAAAAGGUCAGAGUUCGACAUGCUGUAAUUCGUGGACUUUCCCAUCUUCAUCGUACAAUUUUUACUAAUGAUGAACUGACAAAUUUGGAACGGUCCUCCGUUUCUAGCAUAUUCUCUGCUAUUAUGAAUCAUUAUUAUCAGCCACUUUUGGAAGAUAGGUUAUUAACGGAGAAAAUAUUUGUUCUCAAUUUAAUUCCAUAUAAGCUAGAUGAAAGCAAACGUAUGGGAAUACUGGUUAAUAUUUCUCUGAGUAUGAACAACUAUGGUGUAAAAGCUCUAGAACAAAUUUUGAUGAAGCAGUCAUUUCAACGACAACUUUUACGCAAUCUGGUAAAAUUGAUUGAGCAGAAUGUUGAGCCACAAAAGGGAAAAACAAUUGAUGAUGUUAUCAGAGGCAUCGUUGAGUGCAAUCCUGAACCAGCCAAAUUUUCGCUUGUUUUCAGGCAGUUUAUAACACACUUAACAAAUGACAGGCAGAUAUUAUUGUCGUUGAAAUAUAUUACGGGAAAAGAAUAUAUCUGUCAAAAGGUUGAGUCGGCUGUUUUGGAAAUUUUACAACGUUUGCGAGAUUAUAAAGUGUCGAUGGAAUGUUUGGAUGCGGUGAGAUGUUUGUUUGAGUGCUGUUCACCGCUUCAGUUUGAUGGGAGUGCAGUAUCAGUGUUGGUUGAUAUGAUAGUUGCAGAUGCAUAUCCACAUUGCUUUGUAAAUGGACCUACGUUGGAAGGUUUAGUACAACUGAUCGAAAUGGAAAACUUUUCCGAAACAGAAAAUUUACUUGGGCUGGUAAUUACAAUUUCUACUGAACUCAAACAGCAUCAAUUCCUGGCUAAAGAUAUGAUUGAUAAAUAUGUCAAACAUUGCGAAUACAUUAGUCUGAAUGGCACUCCCCGUGCUGCAAAGUACGCUGUGCGUUGUAUUUCGAAGUUGUUGGACACUGAACAAGCUCGAGCGAGGCUUGGAAGUAUAUUUCAGGAUUCUUUGUCGCGUAUUUCUACAUUCGACCCACAGUGCUGUACAGCACUUAAAGCACUAAGCUCUUGCGUGGAAGUGGAUACUGUGCAGUUUUGCAACGAACUUCUCGAAAUACUCAAAACAAAAAUAAUGGAUUUACUGCUUGACCGAAGUGGCAGUAGCAUAAUUUUUAAUGAGCAGAGUAAUGCCAAUAAUUACAAUGAGCAGUUUGCUGAUGGAAUAAUUUGCGACGAAAAUUAUGUGGAGAUUAAGAAGCACUGUCUGAAAUUUGUUGCGAAGUUUUUGGUAUCCGUAGCGCAAUUCUCGAAGUGUGAUGUUGAACCAUUGGCCAGAAACCUUCUGAAGCUGUAUUCCACUUUGUUGGAAACAAAGGGAGAUAUCUUCGAGAAACCAUGUAGCCGAACUCAUAUGGCUGAAUUUCGUUUAUUGGCAGGAAGUUCAAUGUUAAAACUUGCAACGAAACCACGGUACGCGAAAUUUGUUACCGCCGAUGAUUUAAUUAUGCUCUCUGCACUUGGUCGUGAUGAAGAAUCUAAAAUGCGGCAUCGAUUUUUCGGCAAACUUAACAAAUAUUUAAUGGCCCUUCAACUACAUGUUGAAUACAUGGGACUGUUUGCACUUGUUACUUUAUAUGAAGAUACCGAUUUCCAAAAUAAAAUGCGUGUUUUGAUUGAUGCAAAUAUAACAAAAAGACGGAAAUACUUGGAAAAACUGGAAAGGAAAGAAUUUGCACCAUAUUACCAGCCUGAAUAUUGCAUUGCAUACGCAAUUUACAUACUUGCAAAGCUUCCGUCAUUUGAGUCUACUAAAUGUGAACACGAAUUAUGGCGAUUGACAGAAUCUAUCUGGUUUUUGUUGGAAAUUUUCAGUACAAGAAAAGAACCGGGUAGUUUAGAAUUUAUUUACAACAUAUUCAAGACAGUAAAAAACAGCACAGAUUCAAAGUUGCAGGACUGUACGAGGGAGGAGUUGCAACAAAAAAAUGAGAAAAUAUGGGCGUUGUGUGAUAUUGGAAUACUGUUAAUGUCUUACCGUGUGAAGAAUUUGAUGAAGGAUGUAGAAAAUAAACCGCUGCUGAGUAAAAGAUUCUUUCUGAACAUGGGAAAAACUAAUACCAGAGUGUACGUGCCGACAUCGUUCGUCAAGCAGAUGAAAACAAAGAAAGCAAGCGCAAAGUAUCAGAAAACUGACACUACGAAAGCAGCGACCAAGUUAUUUAUACGGCGCUCCUUGACAAAUAAUCCAAGGCAAUCUACAAGAAAAUCCAGUGACCUGAAAGUUACAGUUGGCAAUAAAAGAGCAAUUAAUAGGAACCACAUACGAAGGAAUCCAAGUCAUAAAGCUCAGACGAAUGGCCUUUCUUUCAGUAAUGAAACUGAUGUUAUUAAACUUUCUAAGCUUGUUUCUGAGGAAGAAAAACCACGGCAGGAUAAGCUAAACAUAAGUGAAAAGAAAUUAUUUUUGGAAAAAAAUUUUCAAACAAGUAAUAGCAGCAGUUGGGGUUUGGAAAAGAAGGCUUCCUUACUUUCGAACACGUCGGUAAGUGGAAAAGAGAUGGGAAAGAGAACAAUUUCAUUGAAAAGCUUGAGGGAUGAAAGUAAACUUGAAACGUCAGAAGCAAGUUUUAGUACCGGGGAUGGUCGAAAUAUCCGUGAUUCAUUAGAAGAUUGCAACUACUCACCAAUUCUUCCAGUUCGCAUGAGAGAUAUCACUGUUAGUCAGCCAUUCACAAGUUCAACACCAAUCGUCACCUCCAGGAAACGUCGACCAAUCGUAACCGCAAGUGAAAAUAAUGAUGUUACGCAUAAGGGCAAAAAUAGUGUUGAAGUGGUGGUAACCAAGAAAUUGAAGAAAGUGAAUUCAAAAAGUGGCGGUAAAUGUGGUAAGAUAAAAAAGUUAAGCGCUGCUGAGAGUACAAAACUGUCAGAUGAAAAAGCUCAAGCAAAAAUAGUACCAGAAACGAGUGGCAUAGCGACACGAUUGCGUUCACGACAAACAGUACUUUCAUUUCCUGCUCAACAUCCGAAAGUGGAAUCAGCGAAGAAGUGA